AUGCCCCGAGCACAAGCGGGGCCGCACCGCCUGUUCUUCCCGGAGGCGCCCCGGGCCCUGCGCUCUUGGGCAGCUCCGUCCCCAGCGCGCAGGGCAGCUGGGAAAUGGGGUCCACGGCUCUGCGCCCGGGUGCCGGUGGCGUUUGAGGACGGUGUCAGUUUCUCCCCGGAGGCGUGGGCGGCGUGGGUGGCAUGGCAGCGGGAUGGGGUCCUGGCAGGGCAGAGCAUAGCUGGGCCUCCCCGCAGUGCGCUCUGCAUCCGGGGAGCGCUCUGCUUUUGUCUGCACACAAGAAGGGGUCCCCAGGGCAGGAGAGAGCAAGACUGCGCCAUGAAUAGCCCCGGGGCUUGGGGGGCAAGAGAAAUGGCACCCCACAGUUGGCAGAGAGCUCCUUGGACCAUCGCACGGCCCGGCAGCCUGUUCCAUAGGACGGAAGGGAACACUUGUCCUCCUGUCUCCCCAUGUGGCCCCCGUCCCAGCCCGCAAUGGCCACAGGAAACCCAGCCUGUGAUUCUCUUCCCCCACACAGGCUCUGCAGGAACCGCAGUGGAGGUCGCCUGGAAGGCGGAUAAAGACGAAGAGCCAAACGUCAGGGGUCCCCAGGGGAAGCGGGGGAGUGAUGCUGAGCCCACCCCUGAGCUGCUCUGUUAUGGAGCGGGGAGGCCUGCAGAUAACUCCUUGGUGUGUCGGGUUCUGUGCCGGCGAGGAGUCAGGCUGGCUCCAACGACGGACGGUUGGGUUGCAGCGAGUCACCGAGCCGGGCCGUGUGUCGGGGAUGGUCGGUUUGUCUGGGCUCCUCGGGUCUCCAGGGUCCUCCUGCACUGGGGACAGGUGUGCGAGACGCAGAGCGACCUGCGACCAGCGCGGAUGGCAUUGGAGGACGUGGCGGUCGGUUUCUCCCCGGCGGCGUGGGCAGCAUGGCAGCGGGAGCUGUACUGGGCCGUGAUGAGGGAGAAUUUCGAGCUGGUCACCUCGCUGGGCUCUGCGGCCCCCAAGCCAAAGAGCAGCGGUGAACUGGAGCAAGGGGAAGAGCCCCAGCAGGGGCAGGAGAGAGCGAUUCCUGAGCCCCCCAGCACGGCAGGUGAUGGAAUCUGGGCUGGGGCUGAGGAGAAGCCGUGGGGAGCCCAGAAGUCCCUGGGAGGAGCAGCUGCCCUCCCAGCGCCCCAGGGGAAGGCACCGAAUACCUGCAAGGACUGUGGGCAAAGCUUCUCGGAGCGGGGCCUCCUCAUCGUGCACGUGCUGAGGACCCAUCUCGGGGAGUGAAACCUGCUCUGCAGGGAUUGCGGGAAGAUCUUAUCCGGGCAGGGCAGGCUGGCGGCGCACCAGAGAGCCCACCUGCGGGACCGGAUGUUCACCUGCGUGGCCUGCACGCGCAGCGUCGUCUACAGCGAGCACCUGGUGGACAAGAUGCGCAUGGAGCUGGCCGGAGGGAAGCCCUUCAAAUGCACCAAGUGCAGCGACAGGAUCAUCCUGAUGGUGGAGCUGCCGGCGGAGCAUGGGAGGGGCCCCUUCCCCUACUCCCACUGCCCCAAGGUUUUCCCCUACAUCUACCUCCUGCAGCGCCACCAGCUGCUGCACACCGGGGAGGCAUCUCCCUGCGCCGAGUGCACCUGGAAGGAGCGCCGGGAGAGCCACGCGCCAGAGCAGUCGUUCCCCUGCGCGCAGUGCGGGCGGCACUUUCCCCGGCGCGGCUCCCUGGCCGCCCACCUCUGCGCCCACGUGCACCCGCCACCGCACCCCUGUGCCCAGUGCAGCCAGCGCUUCGGCAGCAAGCUGGUGCUGCUGGCACGCCAGCAGGCCCACGCGCCAGACAGGCCCUGCCGGGAGUGCGGACAGGCCUUCGGUUCCAGGGAGGCCUGGGCCGCCCACCGGCUGGAGCACGAGCGCCAGAAGCUGUUCACGUGCGCCAAGUGUGGGAAGGGCUUCGGGUGCAAGCACAGGUACAUGGUGCACCAGUGGCUGCACGCGGGCCCCACUCUCCUCACCUGCCCCCAGUGCGGCCACCGCUUCUGCCUGCAGCUGGAACGGCACCAGCACCUCCACCAGGCGCCGAGAGAGGCCUGCCCCACCGGAGAGCUGGGCCCCACGCCUGGCCCUGCCACCCCUUCCGCAGGCGAUCUUGGGCCAGGCACCUCACCAGCCUGGGCCAUGGUGUCCUCACCUGCGAAAUAGGGUGAAUGGUGCUGCUCCCGGUGGAGAGGGCACGAGGCCUGGUCGGUGUCUGUGGCAUUGUGCGGAGACGUGCAUUAGAGAGCGGAGAGCUCUCGCUGGGGGGAGCCAUGGGGACUGCUUUGGAGCUCGGCCUCGCUGUGGAGAGGGGUCCAGGCAGCCUGCGUGAGUGGGCUCAGACGGCUUCCGUGGCCUGCCCUGGGGGGCUCCUCUUUGAUGGGUCCCUUGUCCAUUUCCUCUGGGGCACCUGGCGCUGGCCACUUUCGGAAGCCAGGCUCCUAGGCUGGCUGGACUUUUGCUCCAACCCUGUGUGGCCAUUCUGAUCUCAAAUGAGUCCCCGGCACCCUGCCUGCGACGCCCAGCCCUGCCGUGCAGCCCGGGGACGGUGUGAGAGCCCAAACCGCAGGGAAAUGGCAACACCAGGACGUUCCCCAGGCGGCUGGGAAUACAGCCCUCCCUGCUGUCAUCUCCCAUCCGACUGACUCUGAUCUGCUGUAACGACCGGGGCAUCUCUCGCCCGGGGCCUGUGGGGCUCUGGGUCAGGCUCCGCAGCCUCGCACUGGGGAUCACCAGCCCCGGGCGUCAGGGGCCAUGUGCG
Dermochelys coriacea (leatherback sea turtle) is the source of this 2764-nucleotide messenger RNA. Its product is annotated as zinc finger protein 773-like. Gene Ontology annotation, biological process: negative regulation of transcription by RNA polymerase II. Gene Ontology annotation, molecular function: DNA-binding transcription repressor activity, RNA polymerase II-specific. NCBI's taxonomy places the organism in Eukaryota, Metazoa, Chordata, Testudines, Dermochelyidae. The record is from RefSeq and is a predicted model, not a curated record.